Molecule: messenger RNA, 3125 nt
Organism: Varroa destructor (honeybee mite)
Lineage: Eukaryota; Metazoa; Arthropoda; Arachnida; Mesostigmata; Varroidae
Gene: Pgls
Product: 6-phosphogluconolactonase
Biological process (GO): carbohydrate metabolic process; pentose-phosphate shunt
Molecular function (GO): 6-phosphogluconolactonase activity
Source: RefSeq, a predicted model, not a curated record
AGAAGAGCAUGGACCCAACAACACGGGAAUAUUUACCUCUUCAUGAAAAAACAUUCAUUGGUGAUUAACGUACUUCCAUCAACAACAACUUUAAUCCAACCAGUUCAUCGAUCCAUAUUGUACGAAUCGAAUGUAAAAGACGAAUUUUACCUGCUGAUAACAAUUGAUCGCUUAUGUCUUACACUUAUGUCUUAACUAAUCGGGAUAUCUGUUAUACUUAACAGAUAUUUAUAAAUUUAAGUAUCAGAUAUAAGUUGUGGUGUUCAAUACUUUCGCAUACAGCGAACGACGGCGAUCGGUAGAUCAUUCUCAGGAAACCGGGUAGCUAUAGUAAAUGAGGUAACGAUUGUUAUAGAUAAUCUCCAACUGUUAAAUAAAUUUGUGUCCGGAAAAGUUAGCGAGGUGCAGUGCUCGGAGUUGCUAAUUAAAAUCCUGUUGACUGAACGAAAAAGAAGGAUCACCAUAAAAUAGACGCAUUCGCAUCUGAUAACUUUAACAGUUCGCCAUGUCUCGCGUAUACGUUGCGGACGACAAAAAAGGUGUAACGGACAAAGUAACGUCACUUUUCGAGGAAGCAUUAACUAAGCCACGCACAGGGGCUGAAGGGUUUUUCACUGUGGGGCUAUCCGGUGGGAGUGCUGUUGCCAUCACCAUACAUGUCCUCAAGCAGUUACGAAUUGACGAUUUUCAAAAAUGGCGCUUCUUUUUUUGCGACGAGCGCGUGGUCCCUUUCGAUCACCCAGAGUCGACGUUCGGAGCUUUUCGAUCGCUAAUUACUUCUGUCCCUGGCUUGUCCGAGGCUUUCUUUGUUCCUAUAAACCCUGUUCUACCUCUAGAAGACUGUGAACGGGACUACACGUUAAGAUUGAAGCAGUUCUUCCCUGGUAGGAAAUUGCCUGACUUGGACGUUUGCGUAUUGGGUAUGGGCCCAGAUGGUCACACCUGCUCACUCUUUCCCCACCAUGAUCUUUUAGCAGAAUCAAAACGGUGGGUGGCUGCUAUCGCGGACUCGCCUAAACCACCAUUGCAGAGAGUCACCUUUACGUUGCCGGUUCUCAAUGCAGCCAAAAAUGUAAUUUUCAUUGUAACCGGUGAGUCAAAGGCAGCGGCUCUCCGCGCCAUCCUUUCGGGUCUACCUGAUAAUCCCGCGCUUCCGGCUUCGUUAGUCCAUCCCAAUCCCGGCGUCCUGCAUUGGGUCUGCGACAAACCUGCGGCUGCUGCUUACAUGAAAGAACUUCUCUAGACAACGAUUAGAGGCACUGCUUUUCUAGGUGAUGUGACUGGCCUCAAUUUUGGAAGCAUUUUUUCAAUUAUCUUCAAUCUCUAAGAUAUAGAUGAUCCUAAAACGUGUUUUGUGGUAAAUCCACAACCGCUCUAACAGGUGUAUGUUGCUUGUAAGAAAUACAGUGUCGUUUAGAAAUAGCGACUUGAAGCAGGCUAACUAUUAAAAAAUUAAGAACUCAAAAUGUGAUAAUAUUCUUAACUGAUAAUCAAUCAAAUUUCCAUGCGAUAUUCGAACGACGUCUCUUGUUUUCCUAAUGCUAAAAAAUGCUUAGCAGUAGAAUAUUGGUUUUUUAGGACUUGAAAUGAAGUCUAAAAGGUAGAUAUGGUGAGGCGUCGCAGUUCAUUGCAAGAUAGUCAAAUAACAGCCAGAUACUGGGAGAUGAAUCUACCUUCUUACGAUAAACAAAUGAUUAAAUACGUUUUCUUACGAUAUAUUUAUAUGCAUAUAUGUUGGUCCGUUUUAAUCACAAUUAGUCGUGUCAUUUUGACACUUGGUCUUUUUUUUUUUACCAAAACGGGAUCGCAAAUUACGUGUAAUGACAGCGAUGGUCUUUGGUAUAACAGUGGUUGGCUAUAUAUAUUGUGAGAGAUCCACUUCCAGCUAUAAAACCUAGCAGUUUCUGGAAGAACGUAUUGGGCUAAUAUGAGUUUGGCAACCAAUGUAAAGUUACCUCCCUGGAAAAAACAGUACGUCAUUAUAACACAAAAAGAUUAAGCAAGUAUUUAGGAAAUAGUUUCUGGAUGCUUUUUAUUUUUAGAAAACGAAGACGUCGAUUGUGACGUUAGGUACGUCGUGCUGGCAUCGUAGCCUGUUAAGGAGAGUGUAGUCAGUACCAGGAAGCCUAAGGAAUCAUGUUGACUUGGCUGUGCGGGGAUACUAUAAAUGUAGCCCUAAAUUUUUUUAUCAGCUCGCUUUUUCUGCGUUCUGAGCCUUACGAUUAAAUUCUUAUACAAAAGUGAGUCGCAUACAAUAUAUUCUAUAUUAAUUUCUUCAAAAUUAUAGUAAUUUAAUUUUAAUAACACGAUCUUUGGCUUCUAGAAAUAUAAUAUAAUAGCGGAAAAAUUGUUGCCUUCACGUGAAUUAUUCUUAAACGUUUCCGAGUUGUAACUGAAUUUAUCAAUUAUGUGGUACCUACUCCAUUGUGUAUAUGAAUGCAUAAGAUAGAGUCAAAUAUUUCCGAGAGAACAAUUGUCUCACAAGACUACAAUGAUUUCUGCUAAACGUGCAAGCAAUUAGUGGCUAAAUUAUGGUGACGACAGCAUUGUGACAUGCACCUUAUUUUCUCUAUUUGCCGUAUCAAAGCUUCGGUAUAUUUGUAGAAGCACACAAAACAGGUAAAAUAGAGAUUUACAAUUGUGCAGGUAGUUGUUGCUCUUGGCCUGUUUUGUAGUCGAUAAACAACGUUGAUUAAGUUUCUACUAAACUUCACUAUAAGCACACCUCAUAAUUUCAAAUUUGUUCCUCUCCUAAGUAUCAAAGGGCCGGGAGACAAUUUAUUUGUAUUUAGCUCAAGUUAAGCUAUUCAUUUAUUGCUAUAUAUAAUUUUCUUAUGUUUUUUAGUGAACCACUGCUGUGUUGGCUGAUACGAGAUAAUUAGUAACGAUAAUAUGGACUGCUCAUCUUACUAUAAAGUGGCGAGAGGUAUAUUUUUUUAGAAUGCUUCAAGUGGCCUUACGGGUUAAAGCGAUAUCCGAACACAAUCCGCUUCCUCGUACACGAGAUGUGAUAAUAAAAACAAAAUACAACAACUUUUACUGAUAAUGAUAAGAACAUGUAAGCACAUGACACGAAGAUGAUAACCAUGAUGGAUAAUAAACUAUAUAUAUAUAUUUUCACGUUG